AUGAGCGUCUUCUGGUUGGUGCCGCAGUACGCCAUCCACGGCGUGGCCGACGCAUUCAUGGACGUCGGCCGCAUGGAGUUCCUGUACGACCAGGCGCCGGAGAGCUUGAGGAGCACGGCGGCGGCGCUCUACUGGCUGACCUGUUGUAGUGAUGCUAGCGUAGCCUACUCGUUUCCAUACAUGACCAACUCGAUGGGGAGCUACCUCGGCACGCUGCUGGUGCUCAACCUCGUUUACUACUUCCUCUGCGUCAGGUACUACACCUUCAAGAGAUUGGAGACGGUUGGGGAUGACAAGGAAGUGGAGCUCGACCAUGUCAAUAAUGUCAGUGGCAACUGCAAUGACGACACAAAGAAGGGUGCAAAAGCAAGCUUUAGGUAG
Panicum virgatum (switchgrass) is the source of this 381-nucleotide messenger RNA. RefSeq names its product protein NRT1/ PTR FAMILY 3.1-like. The transcript has 3 exons. Gene Ontology annotation, molecular function: transmembrane transporter activity. Lineage: Eukaryota; Viridiplantae; Streptophyta; Magnoliopsida; Poales; Poaceae. Gene Ontology annotation, biological process: transmembrane transport. The record is from RefSeq and is a predicted model, not a curated record. Gene Ontology annotation, cellular component: plasma membrane. The coding region runs from base 1 to 381 and encodes 126 amino acids.